UCUUCUUCGUCUUCUUCUUCUUCUUCUUCUUCUUCUUCUUCUCAUGACUGUAUCCUCAUCCAUUUGAUUACUCCAAUAGUUUGUAUCAUUUCCUGAUCCUUAUGUCUCUCGAUCCCGAACCAGAACUCGAACUCAACCAACACCGACAACACCUUCUCCAUAACCACCCUCUCAACCAGUCCACCAACUCAUCCCUCUCAUCACCACCCACCUCAACCUCCCCCUCACCCAUCUCCCCCUCAUUCUCGACAACCAACUACAAGCAGUCAAUCCGAGAGCACCAUCACCAACACACAUUCGACCACUACCCAUUACUCGAUCACCUCCAACUGCACCAUCUGCCCCAGCACCCCAACCACCACCAUCAACCCAUCCAUCCAUCGCCAGUCGACUCUAACCCCAACUCAAAAAACCAAUCACUCGACUCAACCUCCUCUCAAGACUCAUUCCACCACCACCACCACCACCACUACCAUCCAGAAUCCGAUCAAGCCAACUCAUCCACUCAAUCCCCCGAUCAACAAUCCCCCAGUCUUAAGAAGAACCCUUCAUCCUUCGACUCCCUCUCAUCCUCACAGCACCCCCACUCAUCAACCCCUGAUGCCAACCCCCGCUCGCAAGCUAACACCGAUCCAUUCUUCUCAGCCUCAGAUUCCAAUCAGCCCUCAGAUCAAAACACCUCUCCUCUCAUUCCAACCAACACUCACCCUCAACUCAUCACACCCCCUUCGACCAGAAGAACUCUCCCCAGUCCAAUGUCUAAAACCAGCCAGCGAGUCUACCCUAUCAAGAGUCUCGUCAAAGUAAAAAACACCCCCAACGUCACCCCAUCCUCCUCACCAGCAUCACUCAAGAACAACAAGAACAACAACGAUAACAACAGUGACAAUAAUAACAAUAAUAACUCAAACAACAACAACAACAACACCAACAACAACACCAACAACAACAACAACAACAACAACAACAACAACCGAUUCAAAUCCAAUCACUCAACCCAACCCUUCACAUUCCCAAACACUAAACAAUCAUCUCCCAUCUCACCCCCUCCUCCUGAUCGUCCUAACGAACUCAGUCAGAGUACCAGCUCGUCAUCCACCGGUCAUCGUCCCCGUUCGAGUGGUAGUAACAGUAGCGGGGUCUCCUCAUCCACUCGAAGCCGUCGGAACGACUGUUUGCCAUCAAUAGCCGAACAGAGCGGCAGCAGUCAUGGCUCAGAACAGAGUCAAUAUUUCGAAAAGAUGGGCAUCGGCCGUGCCCGAAGGAGCUCGGCAACCCGAUUCUUCCUUCCAACCAACAACGAUCCCUCAUCCAUCCCGAUGGCUUCACAUCCCUCUCACUCUCAUAGCCGCCAGAUGGCCUCCUCUGCCAACAACAAACAGGCUCCUGCCUCGAUGGCACUGGCCAGACUCAGAAGAAAGGGUAAAGACUUUAGCGGCGAUAGCGUCGAAGUACUUUCGAUUUUGAGUCAAUUGAAUAGCCAAUUCGAUAAGGCCGAAGAUAUGCCGACUUUCCUCAAGAUGGCUGUCGGUUUGGUUAGGGAGCUCACGGGCUUCGAUCGUGUGAUGAUCUACAAGUUUGAUGAAUCUUGGAAUGGACAAGUCGUCGCCGAACUGGUUGAUUGGAAGCGCACUCGCGAUCUCUAUCGAGGCCUCCGAUUUCCAGCAUCAGCUAGAGAGUUAUACAAGAUAAACAAAGUCAGGAUGCUGUACGAUCGUGAUCAACCGACUGCUAGGUUGAUGUGUAAGUCUCAAGAGGAACUUUCGAAACCGUUAAAUAUGACUCAUUGUCACUUGAGAGCAAUGAGUCCCAUUCACAUCAAGUAUCUGGCUAACAUGGGAGUCAGAUCAUCAUUUUCGAUCUCGAUCAUAAUGAAUGAUGAAUUGUGGGGAUUGAUAUCCUGCCAUAGCUACGGCAGAUUUGGGCAGAGAGUCACCUUCCCAACUCGCCACUUUUGUACGAUGUUGGGCGAUACGGUCUCAAGGAAUAUCCUUCGCUUGAAUUUAUCACAACGUCUACAGUCGCGUAAAUUAAUCAACACAACCUCGACAUCAAAGAAUCCAUCAGGUUAUAUCGUCGCCAAAGCCGAAGACUUACUGUGGUUGUUCGAUGCUCAAGCUGGAGUACUUUCGAUCGGUGAGGAGGCUAAAAUCUUGGGUGUCGUCUCGAAUUCUCAAGAAAUUCUUGCCAUCCUAGAGUAUCUCAGAGUGAGAAAAUUUGACACUAUCCAAGUUUCCACGGACAUUAAUCAAACUUUCCCAGAUAUAGAAUAUCCAGGUGGAUUUGAAUCAAUUUCAGGCCUGUUGGUGAUUCCUUUGUCAAGGAGCGGUCAGGACUUUAUUUGUUUUUUUAGACCAGCUCAGUCCAAAGAGAUCCAUUGGGCUGGAAACCCACACGAAAAACUUUUCAAGGACGAUAAGAAUUCUAACAUAUUGGAACCUAGAAAAUCUUUCAAAAUUUGGUCUGAGACUGUUAAAGAACGAUCAAAGGCAUGGACUGACGAACAGUUAGAAACCGGCUCGGUCUUGAGUCUAGUUUAUGGAAAAUUCAUUGACGUUUGGAGACAGAAAGAAGCAGCUGUACAAAACAAUCAACUUCAAGCUCUACUCCUUUCAAACGCCAGUCACGAGGUUAGGACGCCACUACAUCAGAUCUUGUCUACUUUAGAACUCGCACUUGACGGCCAACUCGAUGAAGAUACACGAGACAAUUUGUCGAAAUCUUAUUCAGCGUCAAGAGCCUUGGUACAUGUGAUCAAUGAUCUCUUGGACUUGACAAAGGCUGAACAAGGUGGUGAUUUGUUCUCAAGAGAUCCAUUCAAUUUGCCAUCAACUCUUCAAGAGGCCGUUUCAAUUCACCACCGUGAAGCCGAGCGGAAAGGACUGGCAUUUGAAAUGGUCGAGGAUCCUCGUGGGGCGCCUGUAAUCCUCCAAGGAGACCGAGCACGGCUCCGUCAGGUUGUCUCGAACUUGGUCGGAAACGCUGUAAAGCAUACCACCGAAGGCCUUAUUCAUGUUCAAUGGGGCUUUGAGCCCCAAGAAACUGUGCAGCCCGAUCCUCAGGAUCAGAAUUUAAUGUCGGAAGACAUUGUUAGAAUUUCUGUUGCUGUGACUGAUACCGGCAAAGGAAUUCCUGAAGCUCAGCUUGAAAACAUCUUCCGUGCUUUUGAACAAGUCGGUUCAGGAGAAUCGCAGGAUGAUCGUAUGUGUGAGUCAAUUGGCCUCGGGCUUGCCGUUGUUGGCCGAGUUGUGCACAACAUGGGUGGGCAGUUGAGGGUCGAUUCAACCGUGAACCAAGGUUCAAAGUUUACAAUCACCUUACCUUUCGUGGUGCCCAAGAAUAACAACUCGCGGGGCUCGACUGCUAGGAACUCUGACGAUUCUAGCAAUGUCAGGUCGCAUGGUUCGGACUCGUUUCGAAGCAAACACAGUGGUAAAAUGCAGUCCAGUCGGGGGAGUCAAGGAAGCAACCAUGGCUCGAUAGGCACAUCGAGCAGUGGAAUCGAUGAGAUUGUGGACGCGAUAACUGGUGAAAGCAGCGGCCGAAACUCAUCAGAAGCUCCAUAUUCACCCCGCUUGGCCAGCUCCUUUCAAAACCGGAAAAGCCCCCGCAAGUCGAUCAGCUUUGGCUCGACCGAAGGCUCGAAAGGUAGCGGAAGUGCGCAUUCACUAGGUAGCAACAUGGGUGGAGAGAUGUCACGCCGUCGAAUCAGUUCAGCAUCUAAUCAGAGCCUCUCUAGCAAAAGUCAUAAUAUUGCUGAAAGCCACAGGAGAUUGCCCAAGGGUACACCGGCUUCGCCACGCAUGGCGACUAAUGAUGGACCAAGUAAAACUAAACAAGUGACGCCCCAAGAAGACAUUUCCAGAAGGCAUUCAACCAAGCCUAGAACCACCGAGCCUUCUCAACCCCUCUCACCGUCUUCCAAUAAGCCUAAAAAAGAUAGGAACGCAUUUGCCUCGAAGAUCGAAAGACCGUCGAUUCAUACGAUCACUGAACCAGGAGAACCUUCUUCAUCGACUCUCACACCCGAGCGUGCAAAGCGUCUUCAAGCAGAUGACACAAACCUUUGAGUCCCAAUCCGGUCCAACACAUUAGCGAUUACCAAAAACCUUAAUCGUAACCAA
Puccinia graminis f. sp. tritici CRL 75-36-700-3 is the source of this 4124-nucleotide messenger RNA. RefSeq lists its product as uncharacterized. The record is from RefSeq and is a predicted model, not a curated record. Lineage: Eukaryota; Fungi; Basidiomycota; Pucciniomycetes; Pucciniales; Pucciniaceae. The transcript is spliced from 10 exons. Bases 102 to 4070 code for a protein of 1322 amino acids. Gene Ontology annotation, molecular function: phosphorelay sensor kinase activity; protein binding. Gene Ontology annotation, biological process: detection of visible light; signal transduction; regulation of DNA-templated transcription.